Messenger RNA from Puntigrus tetrazona (Sumatra barb), 635 nucleotides. RefSeq names its product hematopoietic cell signal transducer (gene hcst). The record is from RefSeq and is a predicted model, not a curated record. Gene Ontology annotation, molecular function: phosphatidylinositol 3-kinase binding; signaling receptor binding. Gene Ontology annotation, biological process: regulation of immune response; positive regulation of phosphatidylinositol 3-kinase/protein kinase B signal transduction. The coding region runs from base 156 to 410 and encodes 84 amino acids. Gene Ontology annotation, cellular component: membrane. The transcript is spliced from 5 exons. NCBI's taxonomy places the organism in Eukaryota, Metazoa, Chordata, Actinopteri, Cypriniformes, Cyprinidae.
UUACCCUUAAAGGUCUUGUAAAUAUUCAUUGGAAGCUCUGUCGACACACAUGACUCAGAGGGAAACUAAAAAGUGGGCGGAAGCAGGUUAACUGAUGAGGAACUUCAUAUGAUGAAUCGCUGCAUAGCACUUCACUGAUGAAAUAACACACAACGAUGACACCGGAAACGACAAAGAGAGGCUUUCUGAUAUUUUUUUCCAUCUAUCUGUUAGCUACGGUCAGUGCAUUUGAAGAGAAAGCCUCAUGUUAUGGAGUCGGUUCUGGCACUAUUGCAGGUGUUAUAUUCGCUGAUGUUGCGGUGACGGUCCUCAUUGUUACUACCACCUACUGGUAUGCCAGCAAGCGUAGGCAAAAGAAAGAAAACGCUGACGAAGUCUACAUGAAUGUCAGAGCAAACUGCAAAACAUGAAGAUCUUUGGAAGAAUGACAUGAUGAACCAAAAACUGACAUUUCACACCAAAACACCUGUUACGAUCAUAGAUGAUGAUUUAUAUUCUGAACAUAUUUCUAGCUUAGCCUGAGGAUCUGCACAUUUUAAACUAUGUCAGAGUUGCUUUGUAAAUAAGACGGAAUUACAAUAUUUAUAUCAUUACACUGAAAACAAUGGGCCUAAUUAAACUAUUUCUAAAUCAGA